CUUAAUGUUAUUUUUAAACAAUGAUGCCUAGUUUUUUGUUUAAAUCAUUACUGACACCAGAAUCCUACAUACUAACAAUUAUUUUCCCAAGUUAUUAAUCUGAUGUCUACUGUUUUGGAAAUAAAAUCGUUUGUUGUUUUUUCCUAAACCAAAUAGUUGCAGUUAAAAAAAGCAAACCAAAACUUUGAUCGUGUUUUUGUAAUAAAGUAGUAUGAAGUUCACUAUAGUUGCAAAAUGUAUAAAAAAUAUAUAAAAAGUUAUUGUUUUUCUCGCCUGACAAAAACGUACCACUAAUAAAAUGUAUCAUAACAAAGAAGUUAGGUGAGGUAGUGUUUUCCCUUCCCCCACGGGACAUGUCCAAGUGUCUCCCGACUCGUUUUCCAAACAGACGAGUUGUCAGACGGUCCCUAGAAAAUAAAACAGUCUCUAUUGUUCAACACCCGCUCUGCUCUGGACGCUGCAGUGCCGCUGUCGAACACAGAGGGCGCUGCACGCAUGGCAGGCCGAGCUCCGCGGCCUCCACAUCUUUUUGUCUGAGAACUGGAUCCCUCUACCGCUCUACAGUGUGUGCAGUAGCCUCCGAGCUGCGUCGGUAACAUACUGUCAAACCACUUCAGACGAAUACAACCGCGACCAAAAGCAUUAAUUCAACACCUUCCGUCAUGGCGCUGCUCAUCCGCCGGUAAAUCGCUCGUAUUUAUGACUGUUUGUGGCAACUUAGUCCCGGGUUGAAUCGGGUUGGCUCUGUGUGCAUCAGUCUUUACUAGCGGGCUGCCGCUCUUCUAGCUAUCAGCUAUUUCUUUAACUUUUUAAACACUCAGCUUCGCGAAUGACUGAGCGCCGGCGGAGUAUGGGAUCAUUGGUGUCUUAAGAAGCGACUGAAGUGUAGCUUUCAACGUUUUUGCAUGUGAAAACAAUGGCAAAUUCGACGGGGAAAAAUCCAGAUCAGCGAAGGAAAGGACAGGCUUUCCUGGACGAGCUGCGGCAAUUCCACCAGAGCAGAGGAACACCGUUCAAAAAGAUUCCUAUCGUGGGUGGGAAAGAGCUGGAUCUUAGCGCUCUCUACAUCAGAGUCGUUUCUUUAGGUGGAUUUGCUAAGGUCUCUGACAAAAACCAAUGGAUUGAACUUGGAGAAGACUUCAACUUUCCCAGGGGUUGCUCCAACGCCGCGUUUGCUUUAAAACAGUACUACCUUCGAUACCUGGAGAAAUAUGAAAAAGUCCACCACUUUGGCGAAGACGAGGACGAGUCACAGCCAGGGAACCCCAAGGCCUCGCUUCCAAUCGGUGCAAUUCCUAAUUCUUACAACUACCAGCAACAUGUUGUAUCAGACUAUCUUCGCCAAAGCUACGGUCUGUCCACGGACUUCGUCCCACCGUGCGAUUAUAACAAACUGGUGCUGUCUCUCCUCUCUGGUCUACCAAACGAGGUGGACUUUGCGGUGAAUGUUUGCACUCUGCUGUCCAACGAGAGCAAGCACGCCAUGCAGUUGGACAAGGACACCAAACUGAUCACGCUGCUGUUGGCCCACGCCGGCGUCUUUGACGACUCUCUGGGCAGCUUCUCCACGGUGUUUGGACCAGACUGGAAGGAGAAAACCUCCAGGGACUUCGUCAGGUUCUGGAAGGAGGUGGUGGAAGACACUGAAGUCAGGGAGCUGAUCUGGGACAAGAGCACCUCAACACCAGACUGCACGUCAUGUGAGCACCGCUGGCACAGCCUCUUCCACCCGCCCCGGACCCCCGGCAUCAGUGACGUGGAGGCUCAGCGGGUGCUGCAGAUUGCCGUCAUCCUGCGGAAUCUCUCCUUCGAGGAGGCUAACGUGAAGCUACUGGCAGCCAACCGAACGUGCCUGCGCUUUCUCCUGCUCUGUGCCCACUGUAACCUCAUCUCACUGCGACAGCUCGGCCUGGACACUCUGGGCAACGUAGCUGCUGAGCUCCAGCUGGAUCCUGUCGACUUCCGCACGACUCAUCUGAUUUUUCACACCAUCACCAAAUGCUUGAUGUCCAGGGACCGGUUCCUCAAAAUAAGAGCCAUGGAGAUCCUGGGAAACCUCAGCAAGGUGGAGGACAACGGCGUGUUGAUCUGUGAGUACGUGGACCAGGACUCGUACAGGGAGGUGAUGAUGCUCCUCACUCUGCCCGACCUCAUGAUCCUCAUGGCCUCACUGGAGGUGCUCUACCUGUUGGCUCAGCUCGGAGAGAUCACCUGCAGCAAGAUCGCCUCAGUCAACCACAGCAUAGACUUGUUAGUCCGACUAGUAUCAGUUGACCUUCACACCUUUGGACCUGACGCCCUGACCGCCGUGAGGUUAAUUGAACACCAGGCCAGCGCGGACCAGGCCACUGAGGUUCGACCACAGCUGGUUGAGCAGGUACCAGCUGCAGUCCAGGGGACGCCAGCACCAGUCUCGAGGGUCUCCGUACCAUCAAGUCAACCUCCACCUGGUAUCAUUGAACUCGAUGGGGAAAAAUUCACACUGCAAUGGCUGAACGCACACUUUGAGCCACACUCGGAGGGUUCGGUGUCUCGGUCCGAGGUCUACUCCGAGUAUCUGACCACCUGCAGCAAAAUGGGACGAAGCAACAUCUUAAACGCCAACGGCUUCCUCAAGUGUCUGCGGACUGUGUUCCCAAACCACACGAUGCGGCGGCAGGAGGAGUCCAAGACCAACGGUCAAGUUCUCAUCCUCCUGGUCGGACUCAGGCGGAGGUCCAUUCCUCUGCCCGUCCAGCUGUACUACCAGCAGAGUCAGCCUCAGCAGCAGAACUCGGCAGCAGCUCCUUCACCUCCGGCUGCUCGGCAUGACACACCAGGAGACCCCCAGGGCCCCCCUCCAGGCCUGCCUCCGGGGCACUCCGCUCCUGGACCUCUGACGGUCCGGGCUCUGGUACCCAGCCACAGCACCGGCGGUUCCACUCCUCCCCCGGCACUGACCGCGCAGGAGCCCCCCCACACAAGCCAACCUCCCGUCUGUCGUUCCCCCCUGCCCCCGCAGGUGCCUGCACAGCUGACAGCCAAUCCUGUGGCAGCAGGAGCUCAGCAGCAGCAGAGACCUGGUCCGUUUGUCCAGGGUCCAGCUGGGGCCUCGGCCUCCCAGAACCAAAGCCCUCAGAUCCUGGCCCUGGCCCCUGGAACUCUCCCACAACACUCCCCCGUCGCCUCGGCAGGGACGCCCCUCACUCUUUUUCAACAGGUACCGCAGGGCCACACCCUCACGGCCAGGGUUCACAGUGUCUGCCCCUCCAUUACCCAGCAUCCUCCCCUGUCUGGGCCUCAGGGUGGACCCCCCCAGAUGGAGACUCAGUGUGCCCCCCCCUGCUCCUCGCCGUCGGUCCAGGUGGGGGUGGGUCAGGCGUUGAACGUGUCCAACUCCCAGGGGUGUCGCGUCACCUUUCAAAACAUUGCCCCCAAACCUGCGCCCAACCAGUCGUGUGCAUCAGCAACCACGAUAGCAGCCACUCAGCCUCAGAGCGUGGUGAUCGUGGGCCCCGCCCCCGGCCCCGGCCCCCAGCAGAGUCCAGCCUACCCCCCUGCCAUACACCAAAUAGUUCUCACUAACCCUUCCUCCAUCCCCGGAGCCCCCACCAUUCAAAUAGCAGGUCAUCCAGCGGCCUCUUCCAACCCCUGCACACCCCCCUCCUCCCAGUCCAGUCCAACGGUCAGCCACGCGCUGUCAAUGAAACGGCAUCAGCAACAACAGCCCCCCCUCCAAAUCAUUUCCCCGGCCCCCCCCUCACAACCUACCUCCGAGUCCAGCUUGAUCAAACAGCUGCUGCUUCCAAAGCGAGGACCUUCGACCCCAGGUGGGAAGCUGAUCCUUCCUGCUCCACAGGUGCCUCCACCCAACAGCCCACAGGUCAUCUACCAGGCGGGCUACAGCACACAGAACCCCUCCCCCCAACCUCAGCAGCUCAACGUCCAGCUGGUGCCUGGCAAACUUCCUGCUGCUGGAGCUCCCGCCCUGCAGACGGUCCAGAUCCUGCCGACGCAGCUCAUUUCCACGGGCAGCCCGGGGACGGCCGCCAUCAUCCAAGGAUCCGCCGCAGCCGGACAGGUCACCUUCACCGUGGUCCCGAGCGCCGGCUUCACCUCCUCGGCCGCUGCCGCCGUGGCUGCCGUCAGCCAGGGAGCCGUGGCCCCCGUCGUCCCCGGAAUGAUGCCCCAUCACGCCCCCGCCACCCCUCCACCCUCGUCACCGCUGCCCUCCCCACUGAGAGGAGACAAGAUCAUCUGUCAGAAGGAGGAGGAGGCCAAAGACGCCACAGGACUGCACAUCCACGAGAGGAAGAUCGAGGUCAUGGAGAACUCCUCUUUAGCAGGAGACGCCUCCAACGGUAAGACCAGCAACGGCGACCUGGUGGGCGGGGCCAAGCUGCUGAAUGGUCAGAAGUGCAUGGAGUCUAAUCUACCUCCAUACCACUCAGGGAACAGCCAGGGGGCGCUCAAUGGCCCAGCUACAGAGAGUCACCCUGCUAAUGGGAAGCAGGCCCUCUCCCCAGGCCCAAACCCCCCCCUGGAGGAGGACCCCGACCACAGAAAGACUCUGGUCAACGGGGUGUGUGACCUGGACCGGGUCGACGGCAGUGGUACCUUCAACAAAAACAUUCCAAAUCACAUUGCUUCCAAACAGUACUUGGGGAACGGGGAGGUAGGACCUGAACAGAAUCACAGCACUGACCUCCCCCCCCCCAGUCCUCCACACCCCCAGCAGGACACUGCCAAAUCCCAGCAGGCCGAGCGCCUGGCCAACGGACCCCAGGCUGUAGGCAACAGGCUUCCCUCAGAAAAAAACAACGGACCUUUAGGACCGGGCCACGCUGCGCUCAGACAGCAGCUGCUCCCCAGCGCCCCCCUCCCCGCUACUGUUACCUCUCAGAGACCGGCCAACGGGGUGGCCUCGGACGCACGGGGGCUGAAGAGGCCGGCCGACAACGAGGACCGCGGCGUGGCGUCGUCGGCGUCGGGGAUCCCCAACAAAGUGGGCGUGCGGAUCAUCACCAUCAGCGACCCCAACAACGCGGGCAGCAGCGCCACCAUGGUGGCAGUGCCGGCCGGUACAGACCCAAGCACAGUAGCCAAAGUAGCAAUAGAGAACGCCACUCAGCAGAGGAACUGCUCCCCCGCAGAGGCAGCUAGCUCCACGGUGAGUCACUUCACGUCCACCAGGGACAGACUAGAGCCGGUGUGGGUACGAAGUGAUGCAUGUUAACCCUGAUACACGGGGUGGAGGGUUCGUUCCCUCAGGGGGCGCUGUUGAGUUGUAGUGAUUAUCCUCCUCUGUUAACGACUGUCACUGGUGACCAAUGGUCACUGGUCAUUGGUCACUACACUGCUGAUGUCACUCCUGCGUAUGUUGUUCAGUUACAGCUAACAGUGUCAGUGGUCAAGAACCUGUUGAUACGUGUCACGACACAGAGG
Molecule: messenger RNA, 5424 nt
Organism: Cynoglossus semilaevis (tongue sole)
Lineage: Eukaryota; Metazoa; Chordata; Actinopteri; Pleuronectiformes; Cynoglossidae
Product: AT-rich interactive domain-containing protein 2
Exons: 15
Coding region: 917-5215 (1432 amino acids)
Biological process (GO): regulation of DNA-templated transcription
Cellular component (GO): SWI/SNF superfamily-type complex
Molecular function (GO): DNA binding
Source: RefSeq, a predicted model, not a curated record